This is a messenger RNA of Geodia barretti, 3984 nucleotides long. The record is from the annotation of a GenBank genome assembly. Lineage: Eukaryota; Metazoa; Porifera; Demospongiae; Tetractinellida; Geodiidae.
AUGGCCGGAGCUGCUGAUAGCAGUACUGUAAUCAGUGGACUAACUGAAGGGGCAACGUAUUCUAUUAGUAUGGUGGCUAACUCCAGUACAAUACCAAGUGAUGUGACUACAGGUCCUGAUGUCACUAUAGAGCGGGCCAACAUCACUCUCGCCUCUUCUCCUUCCUCCCCCAUACUGGCUGGUGGCUCUGUCACUAUCACCUGCUCAAUCUCACUGCCCUCUGGAGUAACUGGUACUCCAGUACUCCGGUGGGAGGGGCCUGGAGCAACUGAAUCUACAAGAAAUGAUGGAAGUUUGUCGAGUAACCUCACACUCAGUAGCAUAUCAACAUCUCAAGCUGGAGUCUACAUGUGUACUGCCACCCUCGAUGGAUCUGUCUCUGCUGAUACUAACAUCACUGUCCAAGUUCCAACGCCAACUCCAUUCAUCACUAACUCCACUAUUAUUGCUGGAAGUGGUGGCAACCUCACAUGUAGCUAUGCUCCCGGACCCUACAUUUUCUGUCGAAGCAAGCGCACUUGGACAGUGGGUGGAGAAGAAGUGACCGCCUCUGAAGACGACAGGAUCUCAACUGAGGGAACAUCUCUCGUAUUCUCCCCUUUCCAUACCUCUGACACUGGCAAUUAUACUUGUAGUCUGAGCCUCAUGUCUAUGGAACCAUAUAUCGAGGUUGUCCAGGGACCACAGAUGUCACAGGUGUCAGAGAUUAUCGUGCAGAUCCCUCCACCUGGUGUGGCAGUAUCUCUCAACCGUAGUGGUCUCUGUAUGCUGGAACUGGUCUCAGUAUCACGUGUACUGCCACUCUGGACCCCAGUGUCAACAAUGAUGAGAAGCACCACAAAUCACCCAAGUGGUCGCUAUAGUAGUGUUCUCACCAUCAGUCCUCUAGCUGUCCAAGACAAUGGUCCAUUCACCUGUACUGGGACCGUCACUGGACUAGACCAAAGCCAGUCAGCCACUAAUACCAGUAGUACCAAUGUCAGUAACAGCUGCUCCAUCCAGCCUCCCUCUGUGGACACCUCCACCACUGUCCUCUCCAAUUGGAGCACUCCUGGUGGUAGAAACAACAGAGUCAAUGAUGAGAAUGAAACUAGUCCACAGUUGGUCAUAUCCAGAGUAGAGACAGCAGAUAGUGGAGACUACACCUGUUCAGUCAGAGUGACUGACUCCACUAAUAGUCCAUAUAUACUGGACAGUCCUCUAGCAUAUAAUACAACAACGAUCACUGUCAAACUGAAUGUGACUGUGAGUGCACUCUAUGAACCAGCUCCAGGGGAGGUCCCUGGGGAAUUGGGUCCUAAUGAAUUCACUGCAGGCAGUAAUCUAACUCUCAACUGUUCAGUUGAGGGACACAGUGGAGCUCUGAGCUACAUGUGGUCUCUCACUGGGAACCCCAGUACUCCAUCUGGCUGUGGUAGUAGCUGUAACAUUGAUAUCUCAUCCACUACCUCCACACUGGUGGUGGGGGACCAGAACUAUACUCCUACUAUGCUGGUGACUACACAUGUACUACCUCUUCCAGCCUCAGCCCAAGGAGUAUACACCUGCACCAUUCCUGAUUCCAAUGGAAAUGACAUAUCCCUCAAUGUGGGACUGUAUCCACCUGGCUUCAAUGUGACUCCCACCAUCACUAAUCUCACCUACCACGAGGGCAAUGAUAGUCAUACCCUCACAUGUGUGUCCACUGGCUCCCCUGCCACCAAUGUCUCCUGGACAAAGGACGGAGCACCUCUUACGUCGGAUUACACAAUUUCUCAGACUGUCAUUGACCGCAGUGCCUCCACCUACUCCAAUGUCCUGACAGUCAGUCCUGAAGGGGCUGCUGGUACCUACAACUGCACAGUCUCCAAUGAUCUGGGCUCUAACUCUAGUGUGGUAGUGGCUCUCGGCAUCACUGUAUCAGGUGAGGAUAGUCUCACUGUGGGGCAGUCAGGAACCAUCAGCUGUAGAACCAACGUGAGAGUAUCUUCUAUUGAAUGGAGGAACCAGUCGACUGUGCUGGCCAGUAGCAGUAGUGACAAUCUCACACUGUUGGAGUAUACAUUUCCUCUAGUAACAGACGACCUACAUGGACAGCAGUAUACCUGCACUGCUGUGGCUGGUGAUGAUACCUACAGAGAAACUGUUUCAUUGGUAGUGAAAUUGCCUGAAAACCCUAUCACAGUCACGGCAAGUGUGACUGAUGUUGGUUCACCACUAGCUGGAGAGCCUGGUCCCACUCUGACAUGGCAGGCUAAGAUCUCCAGCAGCAGAAAAUGGAAUCAUUUCAAUUUCCACAUCCCCUAUCCCUGUCAGCGUAAGAUUCUCUCCCCUGUUGGCACCAACCCGGUCCUCAGCCACCCUGUCUGGGUUCUUCUCUGGAGUCCGCUACAACUGCAGCAUCUCCACCAUCUCCCAACGUGGAUCCUCUCUCCCCUCUCUCUCACCCUAUCCACCAAUGAGACUGCUCCAUCGGGAUCUCCGAAGAUAGAGGUAGUCCCAGGAGAGAGAGAAGUUGUGUUCUCCUGGUCUCCUCCUCCUGUCACCCAGCGUAAUGGAGUCAUCACCAGUUACACCCUCUCCUGCUCCCCCUCCCCCUCCUCCCUCCCUCACUCCCCCACCUCUCAGUCUGGACCUCACACAGUGGCCGGCUUCUCUCCCAACACUCACUACUCCUGUUCUCUGGUGGCCAGUAACAUCAGGGCUCUGGACCUCCUGCCAACACCUCAUUCACCACUCAACAAGACUUUUGGCGGCUUGCAGAUCAUAACGAUGAGACUGCUACUGUUGGUUCUCUGUGUUCUCUACUGGAGUCUGGUCGACUCCCAGACAAUAGUCAUCAGGAGAAGUCACAAUGACACAGUGUACAUUGGGACUCAGCUCACUCUGACCGCUCACAUCUCUCUCAGUGAUGUGAAUUCAGUGGACGUUACCUGGACCAGAGGCAAUGAUGUCAUAGCCAAUGACUCUCAUACAUCGGUAGUCAGUGCAAGUGGCUCCACCAGCUACAUGUCAUCUCUCUCAUUCUCUCCUGUUACCUCCUAUGAUGGUGGUCCCAUCACUGCCACAGUGACAGCUACUGCCACUGCUACUAGUCCAGUUGUGACUGCAUCUGAUACACACAUCUUGAUGGUUACAGUCCCCAGGCCAGUGGUGAUAGUAUCUGUACCAGGAGAAGAGCAGGAGCUAGUGUCUGGGUCUAGUCUCUCGCUCUCCUGUUUUAUCCAGCCUCUCUCUGUGGACACCUACACCACUGUCCUCUCCAAUUGGAGCACCCCUGGUGGUAGAAACAACAGAGUCAAUGCUGAGAAUGAAACUAGUCCACAGUUGGAUUUAUCCAGCGUAGAGACAGCAGAUAGUGGAGACUACAACUGCUCAGUCAGAGUGACUGAUUCCACUAAUAGUCUGUAUAUACUGGACAGUCCUCUAGCAUAUAAUACAACAACUAUCACUGUCAAACUGAAUGUGACUGUGAGUGCACUCUAUGAACCAGCUCCAGGGGAGGUCCCAGGGGAAUUGGGUCCUAAUCAGUUCACUGCAGGCAGUAAUCUAACUCUCAACUGUUCAGUUGAGGGACACAGUGGAGCUCUGAUCUACAUGUGGUCUCUCACUGGGAACCCCACUACUCCAUCUGGCUGUGGUAGCUGUAACAUUAAUACCUCAUCCACUACCUCCACACUGGUGGUGGGGGGACCAGAACUAUACUCCUACUAUGCUGGUGACUACACAUGUACAGUCGAUGAGAUUGGAAGAUCCAACAGUGGAAACAGUCAUACCUUCCCUGUCAAUGUUGUUGGUGCAGGGAUAUAUGCACUAAGGUCUGGCAGCAGUGAAUCAUCAGGUCCCAUAGCCAACAAUGGACUGAUAGUCAGUGAAAAUCACACACUGAUACUGGAGUGUGUCUCUAACUCCAAUAUGGCUGGAGUGGGAAGCAUCACUACACCUGAUGGAACCAUACUAACUCCUGAUAGCACUACUAGUACUCUGAGUUUAACUAACCCAUUC